Molecule: messenger RNA, 2216 nt
Organism: Aplysia californica (California sea hare)
Lineage: Eukaryota; Metazoa; Mollusca; Gastropoda; Aplysiida; Aplysiidae
Exons: 2
Coding region: 102-1547 (481 amino acids)
Biological process (GO): double-strand break repair via homologous recombination; DNA strand invasion
Cellular component (GO): replication fork; centrosome; Rad51B-Rad51C-Rad51D-XRCC2 complex
Molecular function (GO): ATP-dependent DNA damage sensor activity; ATP binding; four-way junction DNA binding
Source: RefSeq, a predicted model, not a curated record
CUCAGGAUUACUUUGGUAUUUUGGCGUUAAAAAAACUUGAGAAAUGUAAACAACAUAGCGGCAGGGGCACUGUUUGAAGCUGAAGAAAGGACAGACAAUUUAUGAAUUGUAGACAAGAACUGUAUUAUUCGAGAAUAACAGUAUUUGAAAUGUCAUACGGAGUAAUUGGCCCCAGCUCCAGCUCCGGUUCAAAACAAAAAGAAUCUGGUGCCCAGCUCCUUGCUCGACUCAGUCCACGGCCGUGUCUGACCGCAGUUGACCCCCUCAUUUUUGGCACAUUGUCGCAACCCAAGACAUCAACAGGAGUGACCAGGAAGGUGAUUGAGCUGUAUGGGAGCGAAGGUGUCGGCAAGUCCCAACUGGCGCUGCAUCUGGCCGCCCGCACGUGUUUGCCGCCUCAGGUCAAAGGAUUAUCACUUGGGGGUCUAGGAGCAAAAGUAGUUUUCAUUGACACAGAUUUUAAAUUUUCAGCCUUUCAGCUUGCAGUCUUUUUAGAAAGACUGGUUUUGUCUGCUGUAGAGAGUCAGUCACAGUCACCAGAUGUUGGUGAAUUAAAGAAAAAUGCUGAGUCAGUAGAACAUCAAGGCACUCCCUGUAAGAAAAUGAAAUUAGAUCUGGAUUGUCUAAAUGAAAAUGUAGAGGGAAACAAGGACUGUAAUGUGAAAGAGAAAUGUGACAAAAAUGUGGAAUCUCAUCAAAGCACAGUGAAAUCAAACAGUACAGACCCCAAACUUGCACUUUUGUCAGGCAACUGUUCAAGUCUUUCUGACAAAACUCAAAAAGAGGAUAUUAAACCCAGCAACAGUUAUGAUGACAGAACCUUGGAGACAGAUUUUAAUGUUUCAAAUCCAGAAAAAGGGCUAUAUCCACAAUCUGAGAGUGUGGUGGCAAAGACAAAGGACACUUGGAAUCAGAAAACACAGGCUGGAAAUUCUGACGAAGCUGUGAACAGUAGAGUGGUCAGCCUCUCCACAAAAGAGGUUGACCACUUGGUCCAGCAAAGCUUGAGCAAUGUUCAGGUGUUACGUGUGUCCAGCUCCCAGCAGUUGCUGGUCACUCUUCACUCACUGCAGGACCUGCUGCUCUCAGACACUGAUGUCUCUCUCGUGAUCAUCGACUCAAUCUCGGCGUUCUAUUGGCAUGACAAAUCCUCAGAGCCAGCCAACAUGAGUUGCACUGAGCAGAAAAUGAAACCAGUGGUCGAAGUUAUCUCCAAACUGUCCUCAGAGUUCUAUGUGACAUUUCUCGUGACAAAGUCAGCGCUGAUAGGGAGUAAAAGAAAGCGAGCAGAAGACGAUUUUUAUCAAGGAAAUAAUAAUAUGAAGGGAACUUCUGCAGAUAAGACACAACAUGGGUCAUAUUUGACUGAGCCCCAGUGUGAGCAUGUCGAAUUUUUAGGCAAGUCGUGGCUCGAACUGCAGCCCAAAAGAAUAGUUCUCUCUCGCAGGCUCAACCAUCAAAGACAGACGGAGUUUGUGGCUUCCUCACCAUUAUGGUCUAGUGACAGGACAUUUGCCAUUAUUAACGACCAUCUCAGGUUUUUGUGACCCCAUUACCAUUAUGUGUCUUUCUGUUGAGCCAAGUUUUGUGUUUGUGUUAAGAGAUUUGAUCUUUUCAAUUUCAUUUCGGACCUGAUGGUUCUUAUUUAUAUCAGUAUUUAUUAUAAUAUUUUGACUCUUAGUAGGGCCUACAGAUCUUGACUUUCAUUGGAAACCUAAACUGUUUGACAGUAAUGAUGGUGACUGAUUCAAAAGCACAAAUUCAGACAAAAUUUUAAUAGUAGAGAGAGGAUUGAUCAAUUAAACUGUAAUCAUCUAUUAUUUCUAUACUUGUACAGGCCUACUGCUCAGAAAAGAACGUGCAUUUGCUUGUUUCUUAAGCUUGCAACCAGCAGCAAAAUGAUGGCCAAUCUCAUUUAAAUUUAUUGUCUGCGCAUAUGUGAUGAAAUGUUUGUGAGCAGUGUAAGUGAACUUUUUUUCCUCUUUGUUACUUUCAAAUAUAAAAUGCUUUUAACUCAAACUCAAUUGUACAUGGUAAAUACUUUUGAAAGUUUUAUUCUAUCACUGUCAUUAAUUUGUUUGACAAAAAAGAUAUAUAUGUUGUUGUGAAGUACUGUGAUCUUCAUCAGUAUUUAUCAUCAUCAUCGUCAUCAUCAGUAUUUAUCGUCAUAUCAUCAUCUUUAUUGUUGGAGCGUGAUAAAGAUUUUUAAAAAUAUU